Molecule: messenger RNA, 2495 nt
Organism: Guyanagaster necrorhizus
Lineage: Eukaryota; Fungi; Basidiomycota; Agaricomycetes; Agaricales; Physalacriaceae
Product: MCM-domain-containing protein
Exons: 11
Coding region: 76-2310 (744 amino acids)
Biological process (GO): DNA replication; DNA replication initiation; double-strand break repair via break-induced replication
Cellular component (GO): MCM complex; nucleus
Molecular function (GO): 3'-5' DNA helicase activity; ATP binding; single-stranded DNA helicase activity
Source: RefSeq, a predicted model, not a curated record
CACGCCAAAUGACCGGCCCUAAAGCUCGUUACUGAGCCAAGCUCUCCAGCUUCAACUUGGUCAUUCACCCCCAUCAUGUCUGGCUUUGACGCGAACAAUGUUUACAAUGUUUCCGUGCAUGACCCACCACCACCGACCGCGCCAGAGUCGGCUUCCGAUACGGAGAAGCUACUAUUAGACUUUUUGCUGCAGUAUCGUGUGGGAGGAGAGUUCAUUUACAGAGACAUGUUGCGCGGGAAUCUCCUUCUGAAGCAGAAUGUUCUGGAAGUCGACCUUAGGCAUGUCAGUCUCUACAACGACGAGCUGGCACACGCGAUUCAGGAUAGACCAGCGGAUGUCCUGCCACUACUUGAAAACGCUGCUACUCGUGCCGCCAAAACCAUCCUCUACCCUCUUGCUGGAACUGAUGAAGCAGUUAAUGCAGUCGCCGAGUCUAUCGAUAAAGUUCAAAUAACGCUCCGUUCCGGCCUCAAUCUCCUUCAGUUCCGUGAUCUCACCGCUAACACCAUUAACAAACUUGUACGGGUCCCAGGAAUAGUCAUUUCAGCUUCUGUCCUUUCAUCCCGAGCAACAAAGCUCCACAUCCAGUGUCGCGCGUGUCGUUCUGUCAAGACUCUAUACCCACCAGGGGGGAUUGGAGGCCUUGGGUACGGAACUGGAUCUGGAUUGCCUCGGAGAUGCGAAGAGGCGCCGCUCGACGGACAGAAGAAAGACUGCCCACUGGAUCCAUAUCUCAUCAUCCACUCAAAGUCCACCUUUGCUGACCAGCAGACACUAAAACUUCAAGAGGCACCGGACAUGGUACCCGUUGGUGACCUACCGAAACAUCUGCUUCUCUCGGCGGACAGAUACCUGACGGGGCAAGUUGUGCCGGGUUCGAGAGUUAUUGUGACCGGCAUAUACUCGACAUUCCAAGCUGCACGGGAUAAAUCUGCCGGCGCUGCGGCUACUCGCAAGCCAUACCUCCGCGUCGUCCACCUAGAAAUGUCUUCCCCCUCUGCCGCUGGUUCAGGCGGUUCCAACCCAUUUGGUGUGCAGUUCACCCCAGAGGAGGAAGAGGAGUUCAAUGAGAUGGCACGGAGUGAAGGUUUCCACGAACGAUUUGCUAAGAGCGUUGGACCCAGCAUCUAUGGGAGUCUUGACAUUAAAAAGGCCAUUACGUGUCUCUUAUUUGGAGGGUCGAAGAAAGUCCUACCGGACGGCAUGCGGCUCCGUGGUGACAUAAAUGUCUUGCUUCUUGGCGAUCCUGGUACCGCCAAGAGCCAACUGCUCAAGUUCGUGGAAAAGGUGGCACCCAUCGCUGUAUAUACGUCUGGAAAGGGUUCUAGCGCUGCUGGUCUGACGGCGUCGGUGCAGCGAGAUACUGUUUCAAGAGAAUUCUAUCUUGAAGGAGGUGCUAUGGUUCUUGCCGACACAGGUGUCGUGUGUAUAGAUGAAUUUGACAAGAUGCGGGACGAGGAUCGCGUUGCAAUCCACGAAGCUAUGGAACAACAAACCAUAUCUAUUGCCAAAGCGGGAAUCACCACAGUGCUGAACACGCGUACCAGUGUCCUUGCGGCAGCUAAUCCGGUCUUUGGUCGCUAUGACGAAGGACGAAGUCCAGGCGAAAAUAUUGAUUUCCAAACUACGAUCCUUUCUCGAUUCGAUAUGAUCUUCAUCGUGAAAGAUGAGCAUGACGAGACACGGGAUAAGACGAUUGCGAAACACGUCCUGAAUGUUCAUAUGAACAGACCUAAUCAGCUUACAGAUGAGAAUAGGGAAGGAGAAUUACCUUUGGACAAAAUGAAACGAUACAUUGCCUACUGCAAACAGAAAUGUGCACCUCGGCUAUCUCCUGAAGCCCAAGAGAUGCUCAGCAGUCAUUUCGUUAGUCUACGGAAACAAGUCCAGCAGGUGGAACAGGAUAAUGACGAGCGAAGCUCCAUACCUAUCACCGUUCGUCAACUCGAAGCGAUAAUCCGUAUAUCGGAGUCUUUGGCGAAGAUGACCCUCACGCCUGUUGUGCAGAACCAUCAUGUAGAAGAGGCUAUACGACUGUUCAAGUUUUCUACCAUGGACGCCGUGUCUGCAGGGUCGGCCGAUGGUCUUUCACGAGGAGGUCUAAACGAAGAGAUGACGCGCAUAGAGAAAGAGCUGAGAAGACGUCUACCCGUUGGGUGGCGAACAAGUUAUCAGAGUCUCAUCAAGGAGUUCGUCACGCAGCAGGGGUACUCUAGCCAUGCACUUGAGAGAACGUUGUAUAUCCUAGAGAAGCGAGAGGUGAUUCGGUUUUCUGGGCAGAAAAAGGUUGUCCACAGAGUUGGAGUAUAACCUAAUACUUGACUGGAUAGGAUGUAUGAUUAAUGUAUUUCUUGCACACUGUUUGUGUUGUUUUACCGGCGCACUAAUGUCACUGGUUGAAUGCCCCUCUAAAGAACUAGUUGGUUGUCCCAGUCAUUUAACUAGUAUUUAACGACAAUGAUGUAUAAUAUUUUCAAGCAACUAUAACUCAAAAC